AGUAGUGAAAGGACAUGGUUUUUAGAAGGCAAAAUUAAACAGCGCAAUGAAAUAAUAAAUGUUUUGUUAUUUAAAGUGAAAUGUGUUGAGGAGUGUGAGUGUGUUUGACGCUGUAAAUGUGUGUAUUGGUAAAAGAAAAAUUUGCAAGGAAAAUUUUGAUAAAAACGAAAAGAAAAAUGUUGAAAAUUGUUUAAUUGUAAUGGUAAAAUAAUAAAUAAAUAAGAUUUCUUUAAUUUAAAACAAAUGAAGCAAGUGAAAAAGUUUUUUUAAAGAAAAAUUUCCAUUGUUUUUAAUAAUAGGGAGUAAAGGGAAAAAAGGUGUCAACAAUUUUUUUCCCAACAUUUUGCCUUUUAAUCAACAUUGAAAGUAUGAGCACGAGUUUUAAAGGAAUUCUAUUUUUUUUUUGGUGAACAAAAGCAUUCGUUAAGUUUUCUUCGUUAAAAUAAAAUUCCGCUCUCUUUGUAAAGACAAAAACAAAACUAAGAAAAGGGUGGUGGAGAAAAUGUGCCACUGACCGUACCCACAGUAAUUGUGGCUUGUCUGUGCUACGACUCCUGCUGUUUGUUGUUAUUAUUGUGCUGCAUUAGUCCUUUGUUUAUCCUUUAAAAGCUAGUGAGAGUGAGCAAAAAAACAAAAAGAAAAACAAACAAGUAAAAUAAAUAUAAAAAAAUGUUACAAGUAGCAACAAACUUUAAACAAAUUAGUUUAGCCUAAUUGUAACAAAACAAAUUGUUGUCUACUAAAAAUAAAAAUACAAGUUCCUUAACUAAAACAAAACAACAGAAUUUUCCUUAAAAAUGGAUUCGGUAUUUGUUUAUGAAACGGAACAUCCUGAAAUACACAAAAUGGAUUGGCAAUUUUUCAUAAAGGGCUUCCUGGAAGAUCAUCCUUGCACCAAUACACCACCCGAUACAAUGUAUGCACUGUUAUGGUCAAUGUGUGCGGUAUUUGGUAUUGUUUUUGUGCUUCUGGGUUAUCGCUGUUUAAGGGCUGUGGGCUUUUUAACUGGAGCCUUUAUUGGAAUUAAAGCGGUGUCAAUGCUACGCAUUAACGUUACCGGUUAUUUGGGUGAACCGGCCGAUGCCUGCUCUUCUUUGGUGGGUGGUUUAAUAGGUGCUGUUUUGGGUUCCACAUAUCCGGUGGCCACAUUUUUUAUAAGUGCUUUUGCCGGCGUCAUAAUAGCCGGGGCAGCUAUGGCGGUUUGUGUUGCCACUAUGCCGGAUAAUGAAUUUGGUCAAGCUGAAAUCACUGUGGCCUUAAUUGGUGGCGCCAUCAUAUGCUCCGUGCUCACCUUGUGUAGUGCUAAAUAUGUUACCAUAUUAACUACCAGUGUUGUGGGUUCAGCCAUGAUUAUCUGUUCAAUUGAUUUCUUUUUACAUGGACUUAUGCUGACUAAAUGGAUUUUCAACAUGAAACCCCAUCCAAAUCCACCUGCCUGCUAUGGUGGUAUACUGAUAUUUGCCUGGCCGGUUAGUAUUUUAAUCGGUUUAAUGAUACAAAGUUUCAUCACUGCCUGGGGUAUCGAUCAUCGUAAGAGAGUGUUUCAAAAACGUCACCAACAGCUGCAGCGUAUGCAGUCGCGACCUCGUGAAACACGCGAGGAAGCCAGACAACGUAAAUUUCGUUACCUUUAUCAAGUACGCACAGCUAGGGGAGAUAUUAUAUCACAGAAUUUUGUUUCAGCUUUACAAAAACGUAUCCAAUUAAGUGGCACCGAAACACCCUCAGAACGUCUCGCUCUCAAAACUAGUUCCAACGAACGUAAUACCUUUCGCAGUGAUCGCACACAUUGCACCACCAUACCACCCGAUUCGGAUAUUGAUAAAAUUGAAAUUGUACGUGAUAUAGCAUAACACUCGGUGUAUAAUGAUAUGUAAA
Molecule: messenger RNA, 1878 nt
Organism: Lucilia sericata (common green bottle fly)
Lineage: Eukaryota; Metazoa; Arthropoda; Insecta; Diptera; Calliphoridae
Product: transmembrane protein 198
Cellular component (GO): plasma membrane
Source: RefSeq, a predicted model, not a curated record